Molecule: messenger RNA, 1269 nt
Organism: Myripristis murdjan (pinecone soldierfish)
Lineage: Eukaryota; Metazoa; Chordata; Actinopteri; Holocentriformes; Holocentridae
Gene: syce2
Product: synaptonemal complex central element protein 2
Exons: 5
Coding region: 249-854 (201 amino acids)
Biological process (GO): synaptonemal complex assembly
Cellular component (GO): central element
Source: RefSeq, a predicted model, not a curated record
CAGCGAACUGCGUGUUUAGAUGAGCACAGCGGGCCUACUUCUCUGAACAGCCGCAUCCUGUUACAGUAAGGUCCAGCUGGCCUAAACCUAACCCUAACCCUAACUUUAACUCAUAAACAAAAACAAAAUAAAUUAAAAAUUUAAACAAACCAACAAACCGCGGGGUAGCGGAGCGCUACAGGCAGCAGCCGGACCCUUCCUCUUUCCUGAUCGGUAACUACGCCACUGAACCAGUGAAAGACAAUACCAUGGCACUGUGUUUCCCAGGGAAAUCUGCUCCAAGCUGCCAGUCCACCCCCAAACCCGGGCACCACCUGCUGCUCACACCUGCUGAGCGUCCCACCACAGGACAGGAUGUCAUGAACCAGAGUAUCCCAGCCGAGGGCACUCUGACAUUUGUGACCCCUGAUGACAGCCACAGGCAGCACAGUGUGGACUCAAGUGCCUUCCUGAACGUCUCCAGCAUCAGUGAGAGAGAUAAUGUGCCGAUGAGUGAGAUGCCAGCUGAGGGGGACGCUGAGGCUCAGUGCUCCUCUCCUGUGAGUUCGAGUAUUGAGGAAAUUGGGAAAAGGGCACAGGACCUGAUAGAGAGGAUCAACCAGAGCCGGGCUAUGGACCAAGAAAUCAUGGCCGACUUUGAGAGCAAACUGAUUAGUAAGGUGAAUGAAGUGUGUCAGCAGGUGAAGGAGCAGAUGUUCACCAGCUAUGAGGAGCACAGCUGCGGGAUGGAGGCCAGUCUGCAGGAGCUGUCAGAGGUGCUAGAGAGGAGCAGUCAGCUGAGCUCGGACCUGCAGGAGGUCAGCCACACACUGUCAGCCAUCAACACAGGUCUGCUGCAGACACCAGGGCCAUGACAGAGAAACAAAGAGGGCGGAUCAAUGUUGAGAGUGUUUUGCUGUUGAAUUUUUUUCCUUCUAUUUCCCUUGUUGUAGCCCGUAGACACCGGAUCUGUAACCACCAUCAUCACGGCACACAACUGUUACAUCACAGUUACAACAGUUGCAUCAGUUCAUGUGGUCUUUGUUGCUUGUGUGUGUGUGUACCCGUAGUUUGCGUUCCAGUGGAAUAAGUCAUGCUUAUUGUUAUGUAAAAGGUAGUAUCUAAUUUCAUAUCUAAGUGUUAUACAGUUGUGAUGCAAGAUAAUACUGGAAUAUUUACAAUAGUCAAUGGAAUGACAAUUAUUAUUUGUUCUCAUUUAUCUGUGGCCCUCUUCAGUGUUUUAUUUUAACUUAUUUUUGAAUCAUAAGGGCAAACCGACUUAGCUUGUGC